GUCAAACAUGGCUGACCAAAAAAAUACAAACAUGGAAGUCGACAAAGAAAUGAACAUUGUAAAGCCACAUAAAGAUGACGCUACCCAGCGAACAAGGAGCAAGAACGACGUCGAGGGAAAGAAGGACGCGGGCGAAAGCCACGCCACGUCCGAGUACUGUGAGAAGCUUCAAGCGUGGAUGUGGCAGUACUACACUGGAUAUGUGAGCUGGCAUAGCUGGCUGGCAGCGUCAGCCAUGUCCUACCCACAGUUUUUACACGCUACUAGUGGCACGUCGCCUGCGUCUGUGGAUUUUAUCUCCCAGCAGUGGUUCAACAGUCUUCCGUUGUCACCUUACCCACCAGCCGUCGCCUCUCCAGGCAGCCGGAUAGGUGGAGAUGCAGUGCCCGGUCAGCCGCCACAGCAGCAGCAGCAGCAGCAGCCACAGGAGAAUGGAAAUGCUCAGAGACCAGGUCGAGAGUAUAUUAUCCCUUCACUUCUACAAAGACUCAUGGCUGAGAUGGUGGAUUUCUUUAUUUUGUUUUUUAUCAAAGCGACCAUAAUUAUUAGUAUUAUGCACCUCAGUGGAAUCAAGGACGUUUCAAAGUUCGCAAUGCAUUUUAUCGUGGAAGAAAUAGAUGAGGAUACAUCGAUGGAGGAGCUACAGAAAAUGAUGCUUGUUGCACUUGUGUACCGCAUAUUAGUGUGUUUUUAUGAGGUUGUGUGUAUCUGGGGAGCAGGAGGAGCCACUCCAGGGAAGUUUCUCAUUGGACUCAGAGUUGUUACGUGUGACUCAUCAGUUCUGGUUCAGCCUAACAGGGUGCUUGUAGUGCCGGCAACUAAUGUCUCUCUGUCUGCAUCAACCGUUCGGGCCUUGAACAAGAACUUUUCAAUUGCCUUUUUUUUCCCAGCCUUCAUCACACUCCUGUUCUUUCAGCACAACCGGACUGUAUAUGAUAUGGUAGCUGGUACAAUUGUUGUCAAGCGCUCCAGGGCCAGAUGACACUAAAUAGUUCUAAGUGGAGUCCAACAAUGAAGCUGAGCAGACACUGUGUGGUGUGUUUUGAAAAAUGCCAGCAGAACAUUUCAGACACUGUUUCCAGGUACCACCUGAACAUGCAGCAGAAUUGAUGCAGAUCAGUAUGAACUUUUUUACUUGCCCACAACUAGGGUUUGGUUUGUCACAUAUAGUAUUUAUGCAUGUAUGUCUACAUGCCACUUUCAGAAUCACUCCCAGUGCCAAAUCUAUGCCUCUGUGGAAGACAGAAAAAGUAAUGGUAAAUGUUACCUUUUCAUUAUUUGCACAAAAUUUGCUUAUUUUAUUAUCGUACAAAUUCUGGGUGAAUGUGUUGGCUCACCAUUUAUUUAAUUUGCUGUUCCUGCAGUACAUCUUUGUAUUUAAAUUGAGCUACAUGCUCAGACUUUUCAGUUUUAAGUUGUUGACCUCAGUCACCAAGCUCCUCAGCUGCUAACACUAGUUUAAGAUCACAUUAAAAUGUAUUAAAGGGAAAUGUAAACCUGAGCACAUUUGCUCUUCCUUUACUUUGACAGCAUGUGCGUCACUCUUUUUUGUGAUUAACUUUUUUUGUGUUAAACAAUAUUAAAUGAAAUCACCACUAAUUA
This is a messenger RNA of Solea senegalensis (Senegalese sole), 1602 nucleotides long. RefSeq names its product protein FAM8A1-like. The transcript is spliced from 5 exons. The record is from RefSeq and is a predicted model, not a curated record. Lineage: Eukaryota; Metazoa; Chordata; Actinopteri; Pleuronectiformes; Soleidae. The coding region runs from base 8 to 982 and encodes 324 amino acids.